AUGGGAAAGGGUGGGAUAGGGGAAGGGAAUGGGCGAGGGAUUGGGGAAGGGUGGGUGGGAAGGGAAUGGGAAAGGGUGGGAAAGGGGAAGGGUGGGAAGGGAAUGGGCGAGGGAUUGGGGAAGGAUGGGAAGGGAAUGGGAAAGGGUGGGAGGGGAUGGGAAGGGAAUGGGGGAGGGAUAGGGAAAGGGUGGGAUGGGAAGGGAAUGGGUGGGAUGGGAAGGGAAUGGGGAGGGGUGGGAUUGGAAGGGAUUGGGGAAGGGUUGGAUGGGGAAGAGGUGUGGAAUGGGAGUCUUUGGGAAGCGUUAAAUGGUGGAGAAUCCGAUAUUUGA
Saccostrea echinata is the source of this 330-nucleotide messenger RNA. RefSeq names its product sperm-activating peptides-like. Bases 1 to 330 code for a protein of 109 amino acids. The transcript has a single exon. The record is from RefSeq and is a predicted model, not a curated record. NCBI's taxonomy places the organism in Eukaryota, Metazoa, Mollusca, Bivalvia, Ostreida, Ostreidae.